CGGCAACAAACCGGAUGAACAACGUGCGUUUCGUCGGGAGUACAUUGCGGAGCUGUCGAAGGGAGUGCUUAUGGUUAUGUGCGAGCAGGAAUGGGUCACACAGCGAAUCUAUCGACGUUGCGAAGAUGGCUGCAUGGAAUGUUUCUCCUCUCAUCAACUCCGCAAAAACUGCUUGGUUGUGCGCGAGCUGACAAUUUGUAAUGGAAACAGCAAGAAGUCGCUGAUCGACAAACUGUUCAGUGUUCUCAGCAUUUGGAAUAUCCGUGCAACGUAUUUUGAUCUGAAAUUAAUGAUCCGAGAGAUUUCACCGGAAGGCUGCACGAGUAAACAUGCGCAACAGGGUGCGAUAGCAGCGGAUGCUUUGCUCGGCGAAAUCGGCAAAUGUUGCCGAGAUUUAUUCACACAGUCGCAUAAAUCUGACAAAAAGCUCCCGCCAGCUGCUGUUGGGAAGGCAUUCAGGUAAGA
Molecule: messenger RNA, 465 nt
Organism: Gongylonema pulchrum
Lineage: Eukaryota; Metazoa; Nematoda; Chromadorea; Rhabditida; Gongylonematidae
Source: the annotation of a GenBank genome assembly